Macadamia integrifolia is the source of this 1317-nucleotide messenger RNA. RefSeq names its product protein RGF1 INDUCIBLE TRANSCRIPTION FACTOR 1. The coding region runs from base 347 to 1105 and encodes 252 amino acids. Lineage: Eukaryota; Viridiplantae; Streptophyta; Magnoliopsida; Proteales; Proteaceae. The record is from RefSeq and is a predicted model, not a curated record. Gene Ontology annotation, molecular function: zinc ion binding. The transcript has 5 exons.
CAAAAUUGUUGCUGGUUUUGAUAUUUGGACUCCACGCUAGAUUACUACUACGGGCCCUCUUUAAAUGAGCCUAACCUCACCAGUCACCACUCCUGUUGCUUCCUUGGUAACAGUAACAGAAGACACAGUAGUAGCAGUUGCAGGCGCCGUUGCCCUUUUUAUACUCUUUCUCCCCCCCCUCACCUCUUUCCAAUUCAACUUUUGUUUUUUUCUCUCCCACACUCAUUCUCUUCCUCUGCAAGACUCUCUGAUGAGGGGAUGAGGAGUCUCUAUGUACCAUUAUAAACUGUUUAACUUCUCCUCUUUACAAGAGCUUCGGAGAUAAAAACAUUUGAAAAGCAAGAAAAUGGUGGGUAUAUCUUCUCUUCCUCACUGGCUUGAAACUCUUCUUGGAGAGAAGUUUUUUAACCCUUGUUUGAUUCAUGAGUCUGCGAAGAAGAACGAAAAGAACAUCUUUUGCUUGGACUGUUGCACAAGCAUCUGUCCUCACUGCUUAUCUCCUCACCGCUCCCACCGACUCUUGCAGGUACGAAGGUACGUUUAUCACGAUGUUAUACGGGUGGAUGAUAUCGAGAAAUUAAUUAACUGUGACUAUGUUCAAUCUUACACCACAAACAGCGCAAAAGUGGUGUUUUUGAAUCAAAGGCCUCAAUCUAGGCCUUUCAGAGGGUCCGGUAACGUCUGCACUAUCUGUGAUAGGAGCCUGCAAGAUCCAUAUCUCUUCUGCUCUCUUGCCUGCAAGGUUCGUCAACUGGUGAGGACUGAAGGUGGGAUAUCGAAAUACCUCUACGAGUGCGAAUAUCUUCCUUUACCAGAAGGAACGAAGGGGGAGAGCUGCGACCUCGACGACGGCCAAAUGACGCCUGACUCGGUACUUGAAUCGCCAGUUUCUCUUCUCACAUCUUCAGGGUCGAGCGCAAGUGGUGGUGGAGUGGGUUGCAAGACCCUUGCAUGCACUGCUACUACAGAGUUUGUGAAGAAGAAACGGAGCAGCAUCUCAGGUCCCCGGACGACGCCGUAUCGGGCGACAUGUUCUCGAGUGUCGGAAAUCACAAUGAGUUUGAAUAGGCGAAAGAGCAUCCCUCACAGGUCGCCUCUGUAUUGAAUUGGUACGGUAAUAGUAAUUAAUAGAUUUUUGAAAAUGUGGUAAAGAGGAACUGAGGGAGGAAAGGGGAGUUUUCGUUCCUGGUCUUCUGGGGAUAGGUUAUUAUUUGGUAUAUUUUAAUUUCAAUUUCAAUAUCUAUGUUGAUACUCAGAUGGUCUCUUUGGAAAGAGGUGGAGAAAAAGAAGCAGAAAUCUCCCAAUUUUGUAGAGAAA